Molecule: messenger RNA, 552 nt
Organism: Pleurotus ostreatus (oyster mushroom)
Lineage: Eukaryota; Fungi; Basidiomycota; Agaricomycetes; Agaricales; Pleurotaceae
Exons: 4
Coding region: 1-552 (183 amino acids)
Source: RefSeq, a predicted model, not a curated record
AUGAGGCAAUACCGAGACAUACUUGCUUUCCUUGACAUUGAGGCCGGAGUGGAAAACUCAGAUGACGACGACGACGAUGACAUUGAUACAGAUUACUUUAUCUCAGAUGCACCUGAGACACCCUCCAGCAACAUGACUACUAGCAGACAUGACAUUGACCCGCCGGAACUCUGGAAUACUGAUGCUGAGUCCAUGGUAAACGACAUCAUCGAUCGUUACAGAGGUAGCCAGCAAUCCACUUGGAAAGCUCAACACGCGGCAGACCGAAAGAAAUAUACAGAUGGGUGGAAGACUACCAUUGCGUAUCUCCCUUCUAUCACAGACGGAGACAUUUGGAAAGUCGCCGUGACACCUGGCAGUGAACUUUGCGUUGUUGCAACUAUCUACGUUGAGGCUCGAAACUACGGUGCUGCCCUCACCGUUCUCAAGGGCAUAAACAAUAUCUGGCUCCGGUACUGUGCCCGAUCGGGUUUCCGGUCGGACUUCGAAACCGGUCACCCUAUUCAUACAUUCUAUGAUAUAGCUGUGAAUUGGAUGAAUAUGAGGCAGUAA